Miscanthus lutarioriparius is the source of this 1188-nucleotide messenger RNA. The record is from the annotation of a GenBank genome assembly. Lineage: Eukaryota; Viridiplantae; Streptophyta; Magnoliopsida; Poales; Poaceae.
AUGGCAGGCGCCACCAACGGCGGCGGCGGCGGGGGGAAGGUGAUCAGCAUGCCGCUGCAGUACUUCUGCGUGCUGGCGGCGGCGGUGGUGGCCGUGAUGGUGCUGUCGCUGUCCUUCAUGUCGCCGGCGGCCAUGGUGGCCGUCCGCCACAACCUCGGCUCCUCCGUGGCGGCCGCCGCCCCCGGCAGCAGCAACAGCAGCGGCGGCGCCGCUGCCGGCCUGGCCGCGGCAUCACCGCCGCCGGUGGCACGGGAAGAGAAGGAGCAGGCGCGGCGGCGGCCGCCGGUGGUGCUGUUCAACUUCGGCGACUCCAACUCCGACACCGGCGGCGUGGCGGCGGCCGGCGGGAUGCGGAUCAUGCCACCCGAGGGCCGCACCUACUUCCACCACCCCACGGGCCGGCUCUCCGACGGCCGCGUCAUCAUUGACUUCAUCUGUGAGAGUCUGGGCACGCAUGAGCUGAACCCAUACCUCAAGGGAAUUGGUUCAGACUACAGCAACGGCGUCAACUUCGCCAUGGCGGGCUCCCACAGUGACCACGGCUUCUCUGACUACUCCCUGAACGUCCAGGUCGACCAGUUCGUCUACUUCAGGCACAGAUCCCUGAGGAUGUUUGAACGAGGACUGAAAGGGCCGGUGAGCAAGGAAGGGUUUGAGAACGCUCUGUACAUGAUGGACAUCGGCCACAACGACAUGAUUCUGUAUGACAAUGGAGCGAGGAAGUUCUGGGUCCACGGCACGAGCGCGUCCUGGGGUGCCUGCUGGCGCUGGUGGUGCAGGGAACAAGGGCGAGAAGGACAAGCACGGUUGCCUCGCCGGCGUCAACAGGGCUGCCAUAGGCGUACAACAAGAAGCUCAGCCAGCUCUGUGACGACCUCCGGUUCCACCUCAAGGGCGCCACCGUCGUCAUACACCGACAUGUUCGCCAUCAAGAUACGACUUCGUCGCCAACCACACCAAAUACGAGCUUGCUUACGCUCUAGUUCUUCUCCAGGGAUCGAGUGGCCGUUCAUGGUGUGCUGUGGCAACGGCGGGCCGCCGUACAACAUGGAGCAGGGAAAGCCUGGCUGCGGCGACCUGUGCCCACCGGAGGCGAAGGUGGUCAGCUGGGACAGCGUGCACUUCACGGAUUUCGGCAGCGGCCUUGCUGCCAAGCUUACCAUGAGCGGGGAGUACUGCCCAGGGUGA